Messenger RNA from Annulohypoxylon truncatum, 1672 nucleotides. Its product is annotated as splicing factor, Prp19-binding domain-containing protein. The record is from RefSeq and is a predicted model, not a curated record. Bases 204 to 1589 code for a protein of 461 amino acids. The transcript has a single exon. Gene Ontology annotation, cellular component: U2-type spliceosomal complex. NCBI's taxonomy places the organism in Eukaryota, Fungi, Ascomycota, Sordariomycetes, Xylariales, Hypoxylaceae. Gene Ontology annotation, molecular function: RNA binding. Gene Ontology annotation, biological process: mRNA splicing, via spliceosome.
UCAAGGACCCCACUAGAAAGAAAUGUGUUAUCGAUAAAGAAAUAAUCGACUCCACCCAGGUACCUAGGUAUGUAUUUUCGCGUUUAUCCUCCUAGAUGCAAAUUGUUUAAUAAUUUUUUUGGCUUCUUAUUAGUAUCUGGAGAAAGUCAACGUCAAGAAUUCCCGCCUACACCUCUAAGUUCCCUCGUAAUUGUUAUUCCAUAAUGCCGCCUCCGACGAAGUCAAAACGAAUGACCGCGAAUCCCGCGCGACCCACGCGGUAUCGCGCGGGAAAGGCAACAGGCGUGUCAUCAUCCGAAUCCGAAUCAGAAGCCAGCGAAGCCGAAGCCGAGCAGCAACAACAGAUCAAGCGUAAAAUCGCGCCACCUCCAAAAGCACCUAGUGCAGGAAAAAUCAUUAGCAACCUCAGCAGGGUAAACCUUGAUGAGCGCCGAAAGCAAGAUCAGGAGGCCGAAAUUAAACGCGUAGAGGCCGUAAAAGCAGCUCGCCUAGCAGCCGAGGAAGGUUUCGUCACAGAAGAAAGUGAGGAUGAGGAUGAUAGUGAAGAAGGAAGCGGUGAAGACGAAAGCGAGGAGGAAGAGAGCAGUGAAGAAGAGGCUCCCCGACGACUUAUGUUAAAACCGAAGUUUGUACCUAAAAACCAACGGAACAAGGCAUCCAUUCAAGAACAGGACGAGGCGGCUAAGCUAGCUGAGGAAGAAGCGAAAAGAAAGAAGGCUAUGGAUGAUAUGGUUGAAGAACAAAUGCGCAAAGACGCCGCCGCCCGCGCGACUAGGAAAGGACACUGGAACGAUAAUGUGGAAGAUGAAGAGGACGUCGAUACCGAAGACGAUGUAGAACCCGAGGCUGAGUAUGCAGCAUGGAAGGUUCGCGAGCUAAAGCGCAUCAAGCGGGAACGCGAAGCCAUCGAGGCGCGCGAGAAAGAGAGAGAAGAAGUCGAACGCCGACGGAACUUGACAGAGGAGGAACGCAAAGCAGAAGAUGAUGCCUUCCUAGCCAAGCAGAAAGAUGAAAAAGACUCCAAGGGAAAGAUGUCGUACAUGCAGAAGUACUUCCACAAGGGCGCAUUCUACCGGGACGAGGCUGAAGCCGAGGGCUUAGCCAACCGAGAUAUCAUGGGUACACGAAUUAUGGACGACGUCAAGAACCGCGACUUGCUUCCAAAGGCGCUCCAAAUGCGCGACAUGACGAAGCUGGGCAAGAAAGGAGCGUCUAAGUACAAGGAUCUCAAAUCCGAAGACACGGGCCAAUGGGGAAACUUCCGCGACACAAGGCCAGGCAAAGAUUUUGACCGGUAUAAUGUUGACGAUAGGUUUAAAUCAGAUUACGGUAGGGACAAUUCUGGUCCGGGAGGAGCCAACGCAAUUCCCCUCGGAGAGAGGAAGAAGCCCGUCUCCGAUGCGCCGCAAGGACCUCGGAACUUCGAACGACGACGAGAUCACGAUCGGGAUAGCUAUCGUCCGAGAGAUGACCACAGAGAUAGGGACAGACCUGAUCGGGAUAGUUAUAGUAGUCGGAGGAAGAGGGACUCGUCACGGGAUGCGGAUCGCUACGAAAGUGACAAGAGGCGAAAGACAGAUACCAGAUAGACAAUUGGUCUGUCAAUUUAUAAUCUCAUGCUACCUUCCUACUUAGCUACUUCCAAGUAGUUUUCGGGAAUUUAUACACACGA